UCCCGGCCACCAAGGGGUGCGACCCCCCACUGGCCCCGCCUUCCCGGCUGCGGCCCGGCCAAUCAGAGCGGCUUUUACUGGCGGGUGGGCCGAGCCGGCCCAGCUGCUCGGAGGCUCUGGCAUGUCGGUUCCCGAUUCUGGUCCCCGGCCCCCAGCAGCGCCUGCCCCCUUCCCACCGGGGCCCCCCAUGAUGCCACCACCCUUCAUGCCCCCUCCAGGAAUCCCCCCGCCCUUUCCUCCGAUGGGGCUACCCCCCAUGAGUCAGAGACCACCAGCUAUCCCCCCCAUGCCACCUGGCAUCAUGCCCCCAAUGCUUCCACCAAUGGGGGCGCCACCACCACUCACACAGAUCCCAGGAAUGGUACCUCCCAUGAUGCCAGGAAUGCUGAUGCCAGCGGUGCCCGUCACUGCAGCGACGGCUCCAGGUGCGGACACCGCCAGCUCUGCUGUGGGUGGGACAGGUCCUCCGAGGGCCCUAUGGAGUGAGCAUGUGGCCCCUGAUGGGCGCAUCUACUACUACAAUGCUGACGACAAGCAGUCCGUGUGGGAGAAGCCCAGCGUGCUCAAGUCCAAGGCAGAGCUGCUGCUGUCCCAGUGUCCCUGGAAAGAGUACAAGUCGGACACAGGCAAACCUUACUACUAUAACAACCAGAGUAAGGAGUCCCGCUGGACCCGGCCCAAGGACCUGGAUGACCUGGAGGCUCUAGUUAAACAGGAGGCUGCAGGGAAACAGCAGCAGCAGCUGCCACAGACACUACAGCCGCAGCCUCCUCAGCCACAACCUGACCCCCCACCUGCGCCUCCUGGCCCCACCUCAGUGCCCACAGGCCUCCUAGAACCUGAGCCAGGUGGGAGUGAAGAUUGCGAUGUGUCAGAGGCUGCCCAGCCCCUGGAGCAGGGGUUCCUUCAGCAGCCGGAGGAGGGCCCCAGCAGUUCUGCUGGACAGCAUCAGCCACCACAGCAGGAGGAGGAAGAAUCAAAGCCAGAACCAGAGAGGUCUGGCCUCAGUUGGAGCAAUCGGGAGAAGGCAAAGCAGGCCUUCAAGGAGCUGCUAAGGGACAAGGCUGUCCCCUCCAACGCCUCGUGGGAACAGGCCAUGAAGAUGGUGGUCACCGACCCCCGUUACAGUGCCUUGCCCAAACUGAGUGAGAAAAAGCAGGCAUUCAAUGCCUACAAGGCGCAGCGGGAGAAGGAGGAGAAAGAAGAGGCCCGGCUAAGGGCCAAGGAGGCCAAGCAGACCUUGCAGCAUUUCCUGGAGCAGCACGAACGCAUGACCUCCACCACCCGCUACCGGCGGGCAGAACAGACCUUUGGGGAGCUGGAGGUCUGGGCUGUGGUCCCUGAGAGGGAUCGAAAAGAGGUUUAUGAUGAUGUCCUCUUCUUCCUGGCCAAGAAGGAGAAGGAACAGGCCAAGCAGCUCCGGCGCCGCAACAUCCAGGCCCUGAAGAGCAUCCUGGAUGGAAUGAGUAGCGUCAACUUCCAAACCACAUGGUCCCAGGCCCAGCAGUACCUCAUGGAUAACCCCAGCUUUGCUCAGGACCACCAGCUGCAGAACAUGGACAAGGAAGAUGCGCUGAUCUGCUUUGAGGAGCACAUCCGAGCUUUGGAGAGGGAGGAGGAGGAGGAGCGAGAGCGGGCCCGUCUUCGAGAGCGGCGCCAGCAACGCAAGAACCGGGAGGCCUUCCAGACCUUCCUGGACGAGCUGCACGAGACUGGGCAGCUGCACUCUAUGUCCACCUGGAUGGAGCUGUACCCAGCGGUCAGCACUGAUGUCCGCUUUGCCAACAUGCUGGGCCAGCCGGGCUCCACCCCUCUGGACUUGUUCAAGUUCUAUGUGGAAGAGUUGAAGGCACGAUUCCAUGAUGAGAAGAAGAUCAUUAAGGACAUCCUUAAGGACCGGGGCUUCUGCGUGGAGGUGAACACAGCCUUUGAAGACUUCGCCCACGUCAUAAGCUUUGACAAGAGGGCUGCUGCGCUGGACGCAGGCAACAUCAAGCUGACCUUCAAUAGUCUGUUGGAGAAAGCAGAGGCGCGGGAGAGAGAGAGGGAGAAGGAGGAGGCACGAAGGAUGCGGCGCAGGGAAGCUGCCUUUCGAAGCAUGCUGAGGCAGGCCGUGCCUGCUCUGGAGCUGGGCACUGCCUGGGAAGAGGUCCGUGAGCGCUUUGUGUGCGACUCAGCCUUUGAGCAGAUCACCCUGGAGUCGGAGCGGAUCCGGCUCUUCCGGGAGUUUCUGCAGGUACUGGAGACUGAAUGCCAGCACCUCCACACCAAAGGCCGAAAACAUGGCAGAAAGGGCAAGAAGCACCAUCGCAAGCGUUCCCACUCGCCCUCAGGCUCUGAGUCAGAAGAGGAGGAGCUGCCCCCACCGUCUCUCCGGCCCUCCAAGCGGAGGAGGCGGAACCCCUCGGAGUCAGGCUCUGAGCCCUCUUCCUCACUUGAUUCCGGUGAAAGUGGGGGUGCUGCCCUUGGAGGACGAGGCUCCCCAUCCUCCCGCCUUCUCCUUGGAUCAGAUCAUGGUCUUCGGAAAGCCAAGAAACCAAAAAAGAAAACUAAGAAGAGAAGACACAAGUCGAACAGUCCUGAGAGUGAGACAGACCCUGAGGAGAAAGCUGGCAAGGAGAGUGAUGAAAAAGAGCCAGAACAGGACAAGGACAGGGAGCUCCGGCGAGCAGAGCUCCCUAACCGCUCCCCAGGCUUUGGAAUCAAGAAGGAGAAGACGGGCUGGGACACGUCGGAAAGCGAGCUGAGCGAGGGUGAGCUGGAAAGGCGGCGGCGGACACUUCUGCAGCAGCUGGAUGACCACCAGUGACCUGACAAGCCGCUCUGCCUUGGGUCUGUGUGAGGCUCUGGCUUCUAGGUCACCCUCACCGUCUGCCCCAGACUCCUUCCUUAGUCUGUUCUGUGUCCACUUUUCCUCAAGUAACCCCACCCCUAACACACCAUUGCUGGCACCUCCCAAAGUUGCUUGUGGUGUUGAAGGGUCCCCACUUCCCAGACGAAUAGUGCAGUCCUUGCCCUCAGCCCCAGACAAGAGAUUGGUGGUGUAUGCCCUGUGGGGUGGGUGGUGCCAGUAGAUAAAAUGUGAGAAGGGCCUCCAGGGAAGAGUGACAGGCUGGUGGACACAGCCUGGGUGGCGGAGGGCGGGGUCCUUACCCUCUAGCAUCAGUGCCUGCUCCUGCCUGCCCAGGCCCUAGGGUUCCACCACUCCUUCCUCCAGCCCUGGGACCCUGUGUAUGUGUGUUUUGUUUUGUUUUUGUUUUUUAAAUAAUAUUUAUAACAUGG
Molecule: messenger RNA, 3282 nt
Organism: Equus caballus (horse)
Lineage: Eukaryota; Metazoa; Chordata; Mammalia; Perissodactyla; Equidae
Gene: PRPF40B
Product: pre-mRNA processing factor 40 homolog B
Biological process (GO): mRNA cis splicing, via spliceosome
Cellular component (GO): U1 snRNP; U2-type prespliceosome
Molecular function (GO): RNA binding; protein binding
Source: RefSeq, a predicted model, not a curated record